AUGCACGGUCAAGCUCCGAAUGGAAUUAUAACGGAUCAAGAUCGGGCUAUGCAAAAUGCAAUUGAGAUCAUCUUCCCAAACAUGAGACACAGAUGGUGUUUGUGGCAUAUUUUAAAGAAGUUAUCAGAAAUGUUCGGUAACCGUAGGCACAAAAAUUCUAUUCUUUCUAGUGUACAUGGGUUGGUGUAUGAUACACAAAGUCCUCUAGAGUUUGAGGAAAAAUGGCAUACAAAGCUUGUACAUUAUGAACGACAAGAACAUGGUUGGUUGACUGGACUUUACAAUGAUAGAAGGUGUUGGGUGCCAUGUUAUUUGAAAAAUUUAUUUUGGGCUGGUAUGUCAACCACCCAACGAAGUGAGAGCAUAAAUGCCUUUUUUGAUGGAUAUGUUCAUUCAAAAGCUUCCCUGAAGCAAUUUGUAGAACAAUAUGAGCGGGCAUUGAGAAGUAAAGUUGAAAAAGAAUUUCAAGCUGAUUUCAAAUCAUUUUCGCAGAUGGUCCCAUGUGCAACAAGGUAUGAUAUGGAGAAACAAUUUCAAUUAGUGUACACGAUCUCUAAGUUCAAAGAGUUCCGGCAAGAGUUUACGGGGAAGGUGUAUUGUGAGAUCUUAUCUGUGACGGACUCAUAUUUUGACUUCACUUACGAGGUUCGUAAGGAUAUCAUUAGCAACGAAGGCAUGAAGAAACAAAUUUUUACAGUUUCAUUUCGUAGGGAAAAUUGUGAAUUUGAAUGCAAUUGCCACUUGUUUGAGUUUAGAGGAAUUAUUUGCAAGCAUGCAAUAUCAGUUUUAAUCCGUAACGAUGUGGUGUUAAUUUCGAAGAGAUAUAUAUUGAAGAGAUGGAGACGAGAUGUGAACCGACCUUACAUGAGGUUUCCCAUCAAACAUGAUGAUUUUGUCAGUAGCGCCGAGCAGGUUAGAGAUCAGCAACUAUGCAAUACGUUUACCAAGUUAGCCGAUGUGAUAGCACAUGACGAACAACAAUGUAGGAGAAUUAUGGAUUAG
Molecule: messenger RNA, 1002 nt
Organism: Olea europaea var. sylvestris
Lineage: Eukaryota; Viridiplantae; Streptophyta; Magnoliopsida; Lamiales; Oleaceae
Product: protein FAR1-RELATED SEQUENCE 5-like
Exons: 1
Coding region: 1-1002 (333 amino acids)
Biological process (GO): regulation of DNA-templated transcription
Molecular function (GO): zinc ion binding
Source: RefSeq, a predicted model, not a curated record